AUGCAGCAACGCGAUCGAAAUUUGGAGAGGCAGUUAUUGGAGACGAAGAAGCGUGAAGAAAAUUUGCAGAGGCAGUUAUCGGCGGUAACGCCAUGUGAAGAAGAUUUUAAGGGACAGUUACAAGAGAUGCAUCAAACCGGCGUAAACUCACAAAAGGCAGUUGCGAGAGAUACGGCAACGCGAAGAAAAACUCGCAAAGGCAGUUGAGGGAGAUACGGCAACGCGAAGAAAACUCGCAGAGGCAGUUGAGGGAGAUACGGCAACGCAAAGAAAAAUUCACAAAAAACGAGGCAGUUAAGGGAAAUGCAGCAACGAGAAGAAACCUCACAAAGGCAGUUGAGGGAGAUGCAGCAACGCGGUACAAACUCACUAAGGCCUUCGAGGGAAAUUCAGCAACGGCUGGAGAACUUUCAACAACAGGUGUCCAUCUUAGAAAGACAGGUGAGAGAAAAAGACCAGGAAGUUAAUGAACUAGAGUUAAGUCUUUCGUCAGCCCAGCAAACAAUAAAUGACCUACAACGACAGGAAGAAUGCGACUGGGUCAUUUCCCGCGAUGAAAUUCAAAUGACCAACAAAUGCCUUGGCAAAGGAGGCUUGGGAAGUGUUUAUGAAGGUGUGUAUUGUGGCUGUACUGUAGCAGUGAAAAAAAUGCAUGAUCUGAUUCUCUCCCCUCAUAACAUAAGUCUUUUCGAGAGAGAAAUGAAUAUUGCAUCCAAGUGCCGCCAUCCUCACUUGCUGCAGUUUAUCGGCGCCACCAACGAUAAGGGAAACGCUCUGUUUAUUAAGGAGUUGAUGGAAGAAAGGCUAAGGUCUCUGUUGGAACAGCUUAAGCUCUCCGAAACUGAAAUACGCACCAUUUCUUUGGAUGUAGCCCGCGCACUGAACUAUCUUCACCAGAAGAAACCAGAACCCAUCAUUUACCGGGAUGUCAGCAGUGCGAAUGUGUUGCUAUGGUGA
Porites lobata is the source of this 957-nucleotide messenger RNA. The record is from the annotation of a GenBank genome assembly. Lineage: Eukaryota; Metazoa; Cnidaria; Anthozoa; Scleractinia; Poritidae.